Molecule: messenger RNA, 342 nt
Organism: Helobdella robusta
Lineage: Eukaryota; Metazoa; Annelida; Clitellata; Rhynchobdellida; Glossiphoniidae
Exons: 4
Coding region: 1-342 (113 amino acids)
Source: RefSeq, a predicted model, not a curated record
AUGUUUCAUGUUCUGAUUCAGUAUACUUCAAUAGCCUCCCCCUGCACUAGACCGAACCGAUACCAAACAUUACUUAGCGAAUUCAGACCAGAUGUUGAAAAUGUUUGUCAACAGAACGCUAAACAGCCUCUCAAAAAUAUAUGUUUAAGGGCUGAAAAUGCCAACUCAGUCCUUCCCGCAAAAUGGAAACCGACUGCCACUGCAAAAAACGUAUUAAGGUGCGUGGCAUUGCUGAUUCAAAGACUGGGUUCGGUGUACAGUUCGGCUCGCCUACCACAUGCAAGCGGGGAUCUAUUUGCAUUCGAACCCAGUCACUGCAGCAGCAAGACCGGGCGCCUUUAA